This is a messenger RNA of Durusdinium trenchii, 681 nucleotides long. The record is from the annotation of a GenBank genome assembly. NCBI's taxonomy places the organism in Eukaryota, Dinophyceae, Suessiales, Symbiodiniaceae.
AUGGCUCCUCAACGAGGAGGAGAGAAAGGUCCAGAAGCCGCGCCAGAGGGCAGCGCCGCAAGCGGCAGCGAGAGAAGAGCUCAUCAGAAGUGCGGUGUCCUGAUUGCAUUUGGUAAAAAACAAGAAGGAAAGAAAAAGGUAAAAAAAGCCGAAAAAACAAGUAAAGGAGAUAAGGAGGAGAAGGACGAGAAGGCUGAUAAGCUGGAAAAAGACGAGAAGACUGAGAAGCCGGAACCCGCGAAAGCGGAGUCAGGCCAGGUUGAAAAGGCUGAUGGCGACUCAUCAAAGGUAGAGAAGGCAGAGAAAGCAGCCAAGGACAAGCCCGAGAAGGCAGAGAAGAAAGCCAGCAAGCCCGACAAGCCCGACAAGGCCAAAGGCAAAAAGACCAAGGAUGGUAAAACGAACAACAAAGGAGACGAGAAGACAAAGAGCAAAAGCCAAAGCAAGAAGGAUACAGCAGCGAAAGCCGAUGCGAAAAAGAAAGCAAAGGCAAAGAAAGACAAAGACAAGUCGUCUUCUAGCUACAGUUCAUACUCUUCUUCCUCUUCCAGCAGCGAUGAUGAUGAUCAGCAACAACAGCAGCAGUAUUUGAAUGCCAUGAGCCAGUGGGCGAUGAUGCAGGUUUGCCGGUCAGUCACUACAUGCAUACACACACGGAUAUACCGUAUGAUAUACCUCUGA